AUGAAUCUACCAGAUCGUUACAAAGAUUACAAAGUUACGAAUAUACAGGAAGGUUCUCGUCAUUUCUUUGCGUUGAACAGCGCUUAUAGCUGGGAUUUUCAACAUUAUUUUGAGGAAACGCAUCAAGACUUGAAUAAAUCUAAAAAAAUCCAAGAAAUAUCAAGGGACUACGACAGUGAUCUGAACUGGAUUACACAAUUACAGGAGACCCCAAUUUGUAUUAAAGAAUAUGCUACUUCAUUGCUUAAACAAAAAAAGCCAACAAAAGCUGAAUUGAUGUCUACAAUAGCGCGAAACGCCGCCAAAAAAAGGAAAAUAGCUGUGACAAUCAACGGAACAAUAACUGGAGGCACCUUUAACAAUAUUAUUGGAGAUAAGGUUCAUUAUAUUAACACGGAGAACUCCUCUAAGCGAAAAUUUGAAGCAGAGGAAAAAAAGGAUGAAGCCGAAGAAAAGAAGGAUGAAGCAGAAGAAAAGAAGGAUGAAGCAGAAGAAAAGAAGGAUGAAGACGAUAAUGAAAAUAAAGAACCAAGUAUUUGGAAUGACUGGCUCAAUUUCUUGGAGCACCACAAGUCUGCUUUCCAUCCAUACAGCCCAGAGGCUAAUAAUAUUAUUAGAGCUGGAAAUGGUAUUUCUUCGAAACCUUAUUUGGAUCGAAGCCUCUACGAUAGACACUUGGAAGGUCACAGUGUUCAGCUGUUUACAAUACCAACUGUAUAUCAACAACACAUCGAUUCCGUUGUUGAUUGUAAUGCCUUGAGCCAAUUCAAGAAGAAAAUUAGAGAAUUCUCUGUGUUCAUAGGAGCAUUAGUUCAAGAGAAAGAAGAAGAGAUGAAGCUGUUAGAGUUUUUAGAAGGAAUAUUUAUUGAGCUUCAUGAAACAUACACUUCACCUAUUGACAAGGACGAAAGUGAGGAUACUUUCAACCAAUUAUUCAUUUGGCCGUACUUAGCAGUAGUUGCAAAAAAUAUUACCAUCCAUAACUGUAAGGCUGGAUUUCACUCUGCCCAACCACGCUUGGAAAGUAUGACCAAGCAACUCAAAGCCAACGGAAUCUUUGUCGAUGAAAAAAGCUGUUAUAAGACGGAUGGUCUGAUUAAACUAUAUGGUCUUAAAAAGAUCGAUAUACUGAUUGUGGAAACAUCCGGUCACUUUGGCAACACUGACCGGGUGAAGCUCAAAUUUGACCACCAUAAGGGUAUGUUUGGUAUGCUGGCCAUGUUAAAGUGCAUAGCCGAUGAAUUCUACUUGGCGUCUGUUGAGAAGUUUUCCAAAGUAAAGGUUUUUUUCUUAAAUGGUGCAGAUGAACAGCUACAUCUAUGGAGCAUCAGCUAUAAAGAGGAAGGGAUUUUCGACCUUUGGAGGGAGGCAACCUUAAAUCUUAAGCCCGAAUAUGAUGAUGUAGAUGAAUACCUACCCCAGCUAGUUCAAUUCUUUUGGACCAUUAAGUGCUUCAUAGAACAGUCGGUGACAAGUAUAACUUCCUUAAAGGAAGAACAUCACUAUGUUCUGAAGCAAAACAGGUACAAUUUGGAUAAGGUCACAAGAUUGGAUAACAUUGUCAAUCCCAUCAUUUUGAAGUUAACCAAAAACGAAGACAGCAAUGGUAUGAGUUCUCUUGGACCGAUGUAUUCCCCCCCACACCAUUAG
This is a messenger RNA of Mucor mucedo, 1650 nucleotides long. RefSeq lists its product as uncharacterized. Bases 1 to 1650 code for a protein of 549 amino acids. NCBI's taxonomy places the organism in Eukaryota, Fungi, Mucoromycota, Mucoromycetes, Mucorales, Mucoraceae. The record is from RefSeq and is a predicted model, not a curated record. The transcript has 9 exons.